AUGCUACGAGUUGGAGGCCGACUCAGUCACUCAACACUGCCUUUCAGCCAGAAACACCCCAUCAUCUUACCCAAGUCAACGGUUACGACGCUCAUAAUCGAGCACGAACAUCGCCUGAGUCUACAUGCCGGGACUCAAGCCACUUUAUACGCCCUCCGAAGAUCCUAUUGGCCAAUCGAUGGCCGCAGUCAAGUAUGGAGCACGUUGAAGAACUGCGUACGGUGCUGCCGAGCUAAUCCACCUCCAGUGGAUUAUGUAAUGGGCGAUCUCCCAGCAGCACGAAUAACAGAAUCACGGCCGUUCACCAACGUCGGAAUAGACUAUUGCGGGCCCUUUUUUGUCAAGGAACGAAAGGAUCACAACCGACGGAAGAUAAAGGUAUACGUGGCAAUCUUUGUAUGUCUCGCAGUAAAAGCAGUUCACAUUGAGCUGGUUAGUGACCUCACAAGUGAGGCUUUCAUUGCUGCACUACGAAGAUUCAUUGCUCGCCGAGGAUUCUGCUCAAGUAUCCACACGGACAACGGCACCAACUUCGUCGGCGCAAACAACGAGCUCCGAGAACUACGGAACCUCCUGCGAUCCGACGAUCAUAAGGCAAAGGUUCAGUCUUUUUUAGCCGACAGACAGAUCGAGUGGCACUUCAUUCCUCCCAAUUCACCGCAUUUCGGCGGGUUGUGGGAAGCUGCAGUGAAGUCUUUCAAACGACACCUCAGACGUGUCGCAGGUAACGAGCUUCUAUCCUUCGAGGGCCUUAACACCCUCAUCAUUGAGAUCGAGUCGAUCCUCAAUUCCCGUCCGCUGACUCCGAUCUCCACCGAUCCAAACGAUCUCCUCGUCCUUACUCCCGGUCACUUCCUUAUCGGAGAUUCACUAACAUGUUUACGAGAUCGAGAGUUCACAGAUACUCCAACCAAUCGUCUAUCCAGCUGGCAACAUAUUCAGCAGCUCAAGCAGCACUUCUGGCGCCGCUGGCAUCGAGAGUAUCUCAACGAGUUAAACGUACGCAACAAAUGGAGCAAGGGGAGUCACAACAUUCGAGAAGGGACCAUCGUCCUCCUCAGAGACGAUAACGCCCCCCCAAUGCAAUGGCCACUGGGCAGAAUCAUCAAGGUCCAUCCCGGCGCAGACGGCAUCAUCCGGACGGCUACCGUUCGAACAGCAACGAAUUCCAUAGAUCGGAGCAUCAAACGGAUGGUACCACUACCGAGCAGAUCGACACCAGAUGACUCCAACCUAAUCAGCAGCAACGCGGACUAA
Bombus pascuorum is the source of this 1257-nucleotide messenger RNA. RefSeq lists its product as uncharacterized. Gene Ontology annotation, biological process: DNA integration. The transcript has a single exon. The coding region runs from base 1 to 1257 and encodes 418 amino acids. Gene Ontology annotation, molecular function: nucleic acid binding. NCBI's taxonomy places the organism in Eukaryota, Metazoa, Arthropoda, Insecta, Hymenoptera, Apidae. The record is from RefSeq and is a predicted model, not a curated record.